Malaya genurostris is the source of this 2067-nucleotide messenger RNA. RefSeq names its product heat shock protein 70 A1-like. Bases 38 to 1951 code for a protein of 637 amino acids. The record is from RefSeq and is a predicted model, not a curated record. Gene Ontology annotation, biological process: cellular response to unfolded protein; protein refolding. NCBI's taxonomy places the organism in Eukaryota, Metazoa, Arthropoda, Insecta, Diptera, Culicidae. Gene Ontology annotation, cellular component: cytoplasm. Gene Ontology annotation, molecular function: misfolded protein binding; heat shock protein binding; ATP-dependent protein folding chaperone. The transcript has a single exon.
UUGCCUCAUCAGUGGUGAAAUUAAGUGAGCAUUGAAAAUGUCGGCAAUCGGUAUUGAUCUGGGCACCACGUACUCUUGCGUGGGAGUGUUCCAGCAUGGCAAGGUGGAAAUUAUUGCAAACGACCAAGGCAAUCGAACAACUCCCAGCUACGUGGCCUUUUCUGACUCGGAGCGGUUGAUUGGUGAUGCUGCAAAGAACCAGGUUGCGAUGAACCCCCGAAACACGGUGUUUGAUGCAAAACGACUGAUUGGCCGUAAAUUCGACGAUCCAAAAAUUCAAGCCGAUAUCAAACACUGGCCAUUCACGGUAGUCAACGAUGGCAGCAAACCAAAGAUCGAAAUUGAGUUCAAAGGCGAAAGGAAACGCUUUGCUCCGGAAGAAAUCAGUUCAAUGGUGCUGACUAAGAUGAAGGAAACGGCCGAAGCUUACCUGGGUAAAAGUGUGCGGAAUGCGGUCAUCACAGUACCAGCGUAUUUCAACGAUUCGCAAAGACAAGCAACAAAAGAUGCGGGAGCGAUCGCCGGUUUGAACGUCAUGAGAAUCAUCAAUGAACCGACGGCAGCUGCAUUGGCCUACGGUUUAGACAAGAAUCUGAAAGGAGAACGAAAUGUUUUGAUUUUCGACCUGGGUGGUAGUACAUUUGAUGUGUCCAUCCUGACUAUCGAUGAAGGUUCGCUGUUUGAAGUGCGAUCUACUGCCGGUGAUACUCAUCUGGGAGGAGAGGACUUCGAUAAUCGAAUGGUUUCACACUUCAUCGAAGAAUUCAAACGUAAAUUCAAAAAAGAUCUUUCGGCAAAUCCACGUGCAUUGCGGCGUUUGAGGACGGCGUGCGAACGAGCUAAACGUACAUUGUCAUCGAGCACUGAGGCUACAAUCGAAAUCGAUGCCUUGUAUGAUGGAAUCGAUUACUACACGAAAAUAUCCCGAGCACGAUUUGAGGAAUUGUGCUCUGAUUUGUUCCGAUCGACACUACAACCAGUCGAACGAGCUCUGUCAGAUGCCAAGAUGGACAAAAGUUCAAUCCACGACAUUGUUCUGGUUGGAGGUUCAACUCGCAUUCCAAAGGUCCAGUCGUUACUGCAGAACUUCUUCUGUGGAAAAUCAUUGAAUCUAUCCAUCAAUCCGGAUGAAGCUGUGGCAUACGGUGCUUCGAUUCAGGCUGCCAUUCUCAACGGUGACAAGGAUGAGAAAAUCCAGGAUGUCCUACUAGUUGAUGUCGCUCCACUCUCGUUGGGAAUUGGAGGAGGUGUGAUGACUAAACUAAUUGAACGCAACAGUCGCAUUCCAUGCAAGCAAACGCAGACAUUCUCGACAUACGCGGAUAACCAACCCGGAGUUUCGAUUCAGGUGUAUGAAGGAGAACGAGCAAUGACCAAAGACAACAAUCGCCUAGGACUGUUUGAUUUGUCAGGAAUUCCACCAGCUCCCAGAGGUGUUCCACAAAUUGAAGUCACAUUCGAUUUGGAUGCCAACGGAAUUCUGAACGUGUCAGCGAAGGAAAUGAGUAGUGGCAAGGUGAAAAACAUCACGAUCAAGAAUGACAAAGGUCGUCUCAGUCAGGCAGAUAUCGAUCGAAUGGUGUCGGAAGCUGAAAAGUUCCGCGAGGAAGAUGAAAAACAGCGAGAACGAGUUGCCGCAAGAAAUCAGCUCGAAGGUUAUUGCUUCCAGCUGAAACAAUCGUUGGAUUCGGCUGGUGAAAAAUUAAGUGAAGCUGACAAAAGCACCGUUCGAGACAAAUGCGAUGAAACGCUUCGAUGGCUUGAUGGAAAUACGAUGGCCGAGAAGGACGAGUUUGAGCACAAAAUGCAGGAGUUGAGCCGAGUUUGUAGUCUUAUCAUGACACGAUUGCAUCAGGGUGCUGCCGGUGCUGGUCCAGUGCCACCCAACUGUGGACAGCAGGCUGGUGGAUUUGGUGGACGAACGGGACCCACAGUCGAGGAAGUUGAUUAAAUCGUUUUAGAUUGUUGAUCAUUAUUGUUACGUUUUAGAUUAGUUCCAAACAAGGCUGAUAGUUUAAGGAAUGAUUGAGUCGUGUGAUGAAAUGUAUGAAUUCCUUCUUGUACAGA